AUGAGCGAAUUCCAAGAACAAGAAGAAGGCUUCAAAUGGAUCAAGGCCAGGGAGAUUUUCGGAGUAUUGAUCCAUGGAAAUAGAAGUGGCAUUUUCCUAAGGGACCAGUGGGCCUCGAAAUGGGCAGAUCAAGGUUAUAGGAGAAUAAUCCGGGAGAGAAGCAUCUCGAUAGACGUGGAUGGCUACCGGUUUAUCUCGACAUAUCAACCACUCUGGGAAGGCCUCAGUAUCGAGUUCAUGAGGUACAGAGAGGAGCUCUCUACCCUAAUCGAGAGCAAGGACAUGGUCAUAAUAGGGGGCGAAUUCAACUCAGUGGUAGGGGAGAGUGCUACCAGGGGGGCGGACCAGACGGCGAAUAUCCACGGUUUAGGCAAGACAAAUGCAGCGGGUAUGAACCUACUGGAAUGGUGCCAAGAGAACAGCCUAGCCUGGUGCAACUCCUUUUUCAGCCACAAGAGGAGAGGAACAUGGAAGCAUCCCAAGAACAAAACAUGGCAUGGAAUAGACGGCUUCAUUAUGAAACAACAAGACCGGGCAAAACGCGCACGGAGGAUUUUCACUGUACCGACGAGCAAGGAUCUAAGCGACCACAGACCGAAAGCGAUGUGCUGUGCCCUGAAUAACUCUCUUGACAGGAAGCGCAAUAACAAGACCAGCCAACCCAAGAAGAAAAUAGACUGGGAAAAACUAAGAACGGUAACAAAGGCAACGGAAUACGCCAAUAAAUUAGCUACAGAAGAGCUCGAAGACUGGACACAAACAGCAAAGGCGAUGAAGAGAGUAGGAGAAGAAGUGUGCGGCACAGUAGAAAAAAAACCCCUAAACCCCGCGCUGGAUAGGCACAAAGAGGAAAUAGAAAGGGCUCAAAAGAGAAUAUGCGAACUAACAGCUCGAGCACAAGACGGAAACGAAGCAGCGAAGGAAGAGAUACGGAAAGCUAGAAAGGAUUUCAAAAGACAGAAGAAAGGUUGGGAAGAAGAAUGGUGGCUAGAGAUUGUCAACGAAGCCAAAAGAGCCGAAACUAGCGGCGAUAUGAGAAUCCUGUAUAAAACUUUGAGAAGGAUUGGCAUCAAAGACAAUAAUAGCUGUGUUGAGGACGAAUUCUUCAGCCCGGAGGAAUACAAAGAGCAUUUCAUGCAAGUCUCGGCAACGAGAUAUGACCGACCGGAGGGAGAAAUUAAAUCCUUAAUCGAUAGUCUGGAACAAAGAAGGGACACUGUGGCACGAGAAGCAGCACGGAAAAUAGAAAUGGAAUUCACAGUGCAGGAAGUGGAGCGAGAAGUUGCUCUCAUGAAGGACGGCGCGUCAGGGAUUGACGGAGUGCGCCUAAUUGGGAUCAAUGCCGCUGACAACACAACAAAAAGAGACAACACAACCCGAGAAGACCAGGAGCUGUACUCUUGGACAUAA
Symsagittifera roscoffensis is the source of this 1410-nucleotide messenger RNA. RefSeq lists its product as uncharacterized. The coding region runs from base 1 to 1410 and encodes 469 amino acids. The transcript has a single exon. NCBI's taxonomy places the organism in Eukaryota, Metazoa, Xenacoelomorpha, Acoela, Convolutidae. The record is from RefSeq and is a predicted model, not a curated record.